This is a messenger RNA of Pseudozyma hubeiensis SY62, 1206 nucleotides long. RefSeq names its product peptidyl-prolyl cis-trans isomerase. Gene Ontology annotation, cellular component: intracellular membrane-bounded organelle. Gene Ontology annotation, molecular function: protein binding; peptidyl-prolyl cis-trans isomerase activity. The transcript has a single exon. Gene Ontology annotation, biological process: protein peptidyl-prolyl isomerization; protein folding. Bases 1 to 1206 code for a protein of 401 amino acids. The record is from RefSeq and is a predicted model, not a curated record. Lineage: Eukaryota; Fungi; Basidiomycota; Ustilaginomycetes; Ustilaginales; Ustilaginaceae.
AUGUCUAAAUCUGUCACGCCCAAGCCCGGCAACCCGGUCGUCUACCUCGACUUGGCGUUUGGAUCCACCUCCGCCUCUCGACCAGGUUCCAACCGGAUCGUCCUCGAGCUCUACUCGCACCUCGUACCCCGAACAGCCGAGAACUUUCGCGUCCUCUGCACCAACACUUCCAAACUUGCCUCUACCGGUCAACCACUUUCGUUCCGCAACUCGAUCUUCCACCGCGUCAUUCCGAAGUUCAUGAUCCAGGGAGGCGAUUUCACCCGCGGGGACGGUACCGGAGGCGAGAGCAUUUACGGAGAGAAAUUCGAAGAUGAAGAUCUUACGGGCAAGCACGAUCAACCUUUCCUGCUGAGUAUGGCGAAUGCAGGGGCGAAUACGAAUGGAAGUCAGUUUUUUGUGACUACGGUUCCGACGCCGCAUUUGGAUGGGAAGCAUGUGGUGUUCGGAAGGGUUAUUAGGGGGAAGAAUGUGGUGAGGAGGGUGGAGGGUGUAGAGACGGAUUCGGGGGAUAGACCGAAGGAGGAUGUGAAGAUUGUGGCGUGCGGGGAGUUGAGUGAGGAGGAGGUGGAGAAGGGGUGUGGGAUCGAGGCGGAUUCGACGGGUGAUGUGUACGAAGAGUUUCCGGAGGAUCAAGACGCUUCGUUGGAAGGUGAUGUUGCCAAGACGUACGAGAUCGGCAAUGCGCUAAAGGCGAUUGCGAACGCCGAGUUUGCCAAGGGGAACUUUGCAGUAGCGAUGGAAAAGUACCUCAAAUCGCUCCGCUACCUCAACCUCAACCCCGUCCUGCCAGAAGACACCCCUCCCCAACUCUCCACCGACUACACGACGCUCAAAGCCAGCAUCCAACUCAACCUCUCCCUCUGCGCCCUCAAAACCACCCCUCCCCACCCCACCCUCGCCAUCUCCAACUCCACCUCCGUGAUCAACACCCUCACCGCCGCCAAACCCGCCACCUGGGAAUCCAACGCAACCGUGGACGCGGAGCAGAAGAAGAAACAGUCGGAUCUCGCAAAGGCCUUCUACCGACGAGCCCUGGCGUACGUUGCCCAGAAGGACGAUGAGCGGGCCGAGGAGGAUUUGAAGAGGGCGGCGGAGAAGGCGCCGGAGGAUGCGGGGAUCAGGAGGGAGUUGGCCGCGGUGGCGAGGCGGAAGGAGGCGAAGCUGAGGGGGAUGCGCGCUGCGUAUAGCAAGAUGUUCUCGUGA